AUGGUAAAUUCUGAUAAAAGAGACGACAUGAAUGAAUCUCCAGCUAGUGAUGAUUAUUUGACCUUCGAAAACCAAGGUCACGAACUCAACACUAGGCCAACCACAACUACCAAUUCAUCAUCUGUACCACCAGUUUCAAUUCCAUCCGCCACUGUAAAUGAUACUGUAAUUACUUCAGCUAGAUCUAAGAGGACUAAAGCUGUAAUAUACAUUUCUCUGGGGUGCCUUCUAAUUACAGCUAUUGUUUGCACAUUAGCAUUUAUCAUUAAAAACACAUCCGACAAAUGUUCCCUAAGAAAACAUCACACUCGAGAGACUAAACUUGAUGGGAAAGGUCUAGACUACCAAAGUUUGGUUGAUUUUAUAAAUGGCACCGAAGUUUUACCCAUCCCUGUCGCCACUGGCUGUCUUUACGACAAUGAGUCCAUUGCAGAUUUCAUUGCUUAUUCACUAGAAAAUGAGAAGACUGAUCAGAUUAGCCACGAGAUUCUUUAUUACAAUGCCUUUUAUAAUUUCGCGACCAGGCACAACAAAAUAUAUGCCAACUACGACGAACUUGUUAAGCAUUUUUUGGUAUUCAGAAGUAACUAUCAGAUGAUUAGAACCCAUAAUUCCACUGAAUCAACCUAUAAAAUGGAAAUAAAUAAGUUUGGAGACAUGGAAUACAAUGAAUUUAUCUGUACUAAAAAUGAUAGUAAUACCGGCGGUUCAAGUCUUAUCACUGAUAUUGUUGAUUAUUUUAAAGGUAUGAUUACACCUUCUGGUGAUAAUUCCAAAAAAAUACAUGGUGAUAGCUCUAAACAUGGUAAGGAACAUGGAGUAGAAGUAAAAGGAGACGAAUUUAAAUCAGACAAGAGUACGGCAUUUAACCUAAAAUUUAGUAUUGAUUAUCAGAAAAAUGGAAUAUCUAGCGAAGUUUAUGAACAAAACAAAUGUGGCGAUUCAUUUGCCUACGCCAUAGCAAGUGCCAUUGAGGCUAACUACAAGAAAUCAUCCAACUUAACAUUGUCUCUCGAUGCCGAGAGCCUUAUUAGUUCCAUUCCCACUAGUGAAGCCAACCCCAUUAAAGCAAUGGAAUACGUACUUAAAAAUGGCAUAUCCAAACGAAAGGAUGAGUCUAAGGCCGACGUACCCAACGCUGAUACUAAGGUUUCCAUCAAGAAUUACACUAAGGUCGAUCAAAAUAAGAUUUUAGAGACACUUUCUAAUGGACCAAUAGUAGCCAACAUAUCUACAUCAUCUCACAUCCAAUUCUACAAAAGUGGAGUCUACCCUUGCUUAUCCACCGAUGGUUCUUACCAAACAGUAUUGAUUGUUGGCGUUGGUUAUGAUGAUGAAAGCAAAAAGUAUUACUGGAAAGCUAAAAAUUCCAGGGGAAAAAAUUGGGGCAAUGAAGGUUAUAUAAAAUUGGAAGUUAACAAUGGUACCAAAGGUUGCAAAUUGACUGAUGCAAUAUUUCCUAUUGUAAAAUAA
Messenger RNA from Babesia microti strain RI, 1473 nucleotides. Its product is annotated as Cysteine proteinase. Bases 1 to 1473 code for a protein of 490 amino acids. The record is from RefSeq and is a predicted model, not a curated record. Gene Ontology annotation, molecular function: cysteine-type endopeptidase activity. Gene Ontology annotation, cellular component: lysosome. Lineage: Eukaryota; Apicomplexa; Aconoidasida; Piroplasmida; Babesiidae. The transcript has a single exon.